AUGGCGAUGGUCGAGAACUUGGACAAGUUCUCGAAGGCUCUGGGUGCUGGAUCCUUGAUCGAGGUGCUGCCCCAGUGGGCGAGGCAUCUGGUCCUGCUACUUCCGUUCACGAGGAGCGUCGCUCUCCGGAGAUUUGUUCAAAACUUAAUUGAACUCGGGAGCCAAUACGUCACGGAUCACGAAGACGCAAAGGAGAGCCACCCCGCAAAUGAGGAUUUCGUUGGCGCUUACUUGAAGAGGUCGGAAGAACAGCAAAAUCGCUCCGAAUCCAAUCUCAACAAAAACUACCUGAUCGGCAACGCGGUCAGCCUGUACAUGGCGGUGUCCCACUCGGUGCCGUCCUUUGUGCACUGGCACAUGCUCAACUGCGCACAGAGCAAGGACACGGUGCAGGCCGGGAUCCAUGAGGAGAUCGACAGGGUCAUAGGCCGAGACCGACCACCCGCGUGGGAAGACCGACUGGCCAUGCCGUACACCAUGGCUGUCCUCUGGGAGAUGUACCGCUGCAAACCCAACUCUACCCUGCCGCGAAGCGUCGGGGAAGACAUCCUUCUCAACGACUAUAUCAUACCCAAGGGAACCGUAGUAAUGCCCAACUUUUGGGCUGUGCUCAUGAACGAUUCUCUCUGGGAGAACCCCGGCAAGUUUGACCCGUCGAGGUUCCUCAGCGAGGACGGAUCCAGACUCCUGGACAGGCCGGAACACCUGAUCUCCUUCUCAUUAGGAAGACGCAUGUGUCCUGGGGAACCACUGGCCACGAUGGAGAUCUUCAUGUACCUGACGACGCUGCUGCAAAAGUUUGUAGUGCUUGCCGAGGAGGGACGCCCAUUAAGCAUUGACUUCAAAAAUGCCACCAUGGAUGACUAUGUGGAACAAAAGCUGCGCUUUGUUUUGCGAUAACUGCCAAUGGUGACCGAUUAAGGCGGUUGAAAUCGAUGGAGACAAUGGAAGCCUUCAGCGCAACAGUAAGAAGGGUAAUUUAAGGUGCUUCAGUAAGAACCUUCGAUAU
Molecule: messenger RNA, 1009 nt
Organism: Ixodes scapularis (black-legged tick)
Lineage: Eukaryota; Metazoa; Arthropoda; Arachnida; Ixodida; Ixodidae
Product: cytochrome P450 2C23-like
Exons: 5
Coding region: 1-900 (299 amino acids)
Molecular function (GO): heme binding; iron ion binding; oxidoreductase activity, acting on paired donors, with incorporation or reduction of molecular oxygen
Source: RefSeq, a predicted model, not a curated record